UGCAACAUGAAAACAAAUAUUAACGCUUUUGAAAUAAAAUUAACUAUUGCAAAAAGCUCUUAGCAUUUACAAAAUCGUUUGCUAAAUAUGGGGUGUUUAAGUAGUAAAGACCGCCUCACAAAAGAAGACAUGGAGUUUUUAAAAACUCAUACUCGAUAUGAUGAAGCUACCAUAAAGGAAUGGUACAAGGGAUUUAAGCAAGACUGUCCUAAUGGAAGAUUAACACCAGCAAAGUUUGUUGAUAUGUACAAAAUGUUUUUCCCAUCUGGAAAUGCCGAAGAAUUUUGCGAUCAUGUAUUUCGCACUUUCGAUAUGGAUAAAAAUGGCUACAUUGAUUUUAAGGAAUUUUUGCUUGCUAUAGAUGUAACUUCUAGUGGAACACCAGAAGAAAAACUAAAAUGGGCUUUUAGAAUGUAUGAUGUCGAUGGUAAUGGUGUCAUAGAUAUUCAAGAAAUGACUAAAAUUGUCCAGGCUAUAUAUGAUAUGUUGGGUGCAUGCUCUUCAAAUCGUCCAGCUGAUUCGGCCGAAGAAAGAGCAAAAAAUAUAUUUGCAAAAAUGGACGAAAAUAAUGAUGGUCAAUUAACUCAAGACGAAUUUUUAAAAGGAUGUCUACAAGAUGAGGAACUAUCAAAAAUGUUGGCCCCAUAAAUUUUAAAUUUAAAUAAUAUAAGGCUAAAGAAUGAGUUUAGAAAGAUGACAAGAAAAUCCAAAUAGUGUGUGUAUUUCAUUGAAUCAUUUAUAUCAUAUUAAAAUUUAUAAAUUUAUAUUUCUCAAAAUAAA
Teleopsis dalmanni is the source of this 780-nucleotide messenger RNA. RefSeq names its product neuronal calcium sensor 2. The coding region runs from base 88 to 648 and encodes 186 amino acids. Gene Ontology annotation, molecular function: calcium ion binding. The transcript is spliced from 5 exons. The record is from RefSeq and is a predicted model, not a curated record. NCBI's taxonomy places the organism in Eukaryota, Metazoa, Arthropoda, Insecta, Diptera, Diopsidae.